Molecule: messenger RNA, 1342 nt
Organism: Bactrocera neohumeralis
Lineage: Eukaryota; Metazoa; Arthropoda; Insecta; Diptera; Tephritidae
Gene: Neos
Exons: 2
Coding region: 82-1257 (391 amino acids)
Molecular function (GO): RNA binding
Source: RefSeq, a predicted model, not a curated record
UGUGAAUAACAAAAUAUCGUUUGUAUCUGAUUACCAUUGAAUUAUUGCUCAAAUUGUGAAAAGUUUUAUUUGCUGAAAGAAAUGGCGGAAAGCGACAAUAAACAAAAUUCGAAUGCAAAUUUGCAAAUAAUACGUGAUCCUAAUUUGGCAAAGAAUCGAAUUUUUGUUGGUAAUCUUCCAACGUGUACCCGUGAACAGUUGGAGAGUAUAUGUCUCCCUUAUGGGAAAGUAUUAGGAUCACUGGUGCAGAAAAAUUUUGGUUUCGUUCAAUUCGAAUCAGAGGAAAUAGCUAAUAAAGUCGCUUCAUCACUAUCCAAAUCUAUAUUUAAAGGUAAUGUAAUUACUGUAAGGAACGCUGCAUCCAAGCAAGCUCCUAAGCGACCGGCGUCUGAUAACCUUGCACUUCCAACAAAUAUAAAUACCGGCUAUUUUGGAGGACCAGAACCUAUGCCAACAAAUACUACGCCCAAUAUGAAUCCAGAUUAUAAUGACUGUGAAAUUAUCGUAAUUGAUCGACGAAAUACAAAAUAUGCGGAAUACAUUGAACAGCGUCUUAAAGAUAUCAAUUUAAGAGUGGAUGUGCUUUUUCCGAACGAAGAUGUGCCACUCGGCAAAGUUUUAAUAAAUAUCUCGUCCCGAGGUUGCUUAUAUGCAAUAUUGAUAACGCCCCAGCAUGAAGAACACAAUAGUAUAACAGUCAACAUAUUAUAUGGUCAACCAGCAGAGCACCGAAACAUGCCCGUGGAUGAUGCAAUAAUGUUGAUAUCAAAAGAUUUUCGCCAAAAAAUGGCUAACGAUGUGAUGAAAAAAGCAUCAUUAGUUGCAUCUCUACCGAAGCCCAUGACUGGGGUAAAUAUGGGUAAUCCUAUGCAAGAAGAUCGCCAUCCCAGUGCUAUUCAAACGCUUUUAAAUUUACUUUCGGACAAUAUGCCGCUUACUGUUCUUCAAUAUGAUAGAAUAAUAAAAUAUCUUCAAGAACGGCGAGAGCAUCAAGUAAAAAUUGAACUUGGCGAUGCUGCAGAUAUAGGAACAAAAGUGCCCGAUCCUGAAAUUGAAUUGCAAAAGAGAAUCCUAGAUAUAAUGAAUAAGCCGUCGGUAGCUGAAACACAUUACAAGUUGUUAUAUCCAACGUUAGAAGCAGUAAGGUCCGAUUACCGAGCUAUGGAUCUUUUGAAAGAUGUUCGCGUACAGAAGGCCCUUGAAACCUUAAUGGAUUCUAGUUUGGUAGGAACCGUAGAGAACUACAUGAAAUAUUAGCAUAAUAUAAGUUUAUUAUAUUUAACCAAUUCAAUCAUAUUAUAACAACUUUGCAAAAUUAAAAUAACCAACUUAUGGCCAAGAG